This is a messenger RNA of Branchiostoma floridae (Florida lancelet), 2067 nucleotides long. RefSeq lists its product as uncharacterized. Gene Ontology annotation, cellular component: cytosol. Bases 286 to 2067 code for a protein of 593 amino acids. The transcript is spliced from 13 exons. Lineage: Eukaryota; Metazoa; Chordata; Leptocardii; Amphioxiformes; Branchiostomatidae. Gene Ontology annotation, molecular function: 5-oxoprolinase (ATP-hydrolyzing) activity. The record is from RefSeq and is a predicted model, not a curated record. Gene Ontology annotation, biological process: glutathione metabolic process.
UAAAAAGCUGAGGCGCGACAUGUUGACAAUGGUGAAUCAGCGCUCCCUCCAACAAUAAAGGCCAACGCCUGUAGACUGCCCUGAAGGUAGCUAACAUUUGCAUGCCUUGGUAGAGGUCACCUAAGUUCCUACCGCAUACGUAACGUUUUACCUAGCUGACCAUGACCUCCGACCUCUUUCAAUCGAAUCUCUGCUUGGAGAGUAGCGCACAGCUGACGAAGUGUAAGCGAUCCGCAUAUCUGCUUGGAGAGGAAAGAGGAUACUAGUAUCUCGGGGUCAGAGCUGAUGGUCAGAGUUGAAAGUUCUGGGUUCACAACCAACAUGGCGGCGCUGUUCUCUAUCGGAGUGGACGUGGGCGGCACGAACACGGACGCAGUGGUUCUACAGGGGGACCAGGUGGUCAGCUGGAUCAAGCAGGUCACCACUGCGGACGUGACCACUGGCGUGGCGAGGGCCGUCAGGGCGGUGCUGGUGCAGCUCAAGGACAAGAACCUGCAAGGCACCAUCACCCGAGUGAACAUCGGCACCACCCAUUUUGUGAAUGCGCUGGUGCAGCGGAGGGAUCUGGUUUCUGUGUCUGUGGUGCGGCUCUGCGGCACGGCGUCUCGCGCACUGCCGCCCUUCUGUGACUUCCCACAGGACCUCAAGAAGGUGGUGUGUGGGUCGUACCACCUGGUGAACGGGGGUCUGCAGUUUGAUGGGCAGGAGAUCUCAUCCCUGGAGGAGGAGGAGCUGAGGACCUGCAUCAGGACCAUCUGGGAGGAGGGGGGGAGGAACGUGGUCAUCGUUGGAAUCUUCUCACCUAUUGCUCCUCAGGCGCAGGAGGAGAAAGUCGCUGAUCUGUUCCGUGCGGAGUUUCCGGAGGUCAGCUUGACUCUGUCCCACCGAGUCGGCCAGAUCGGGCUACUGGAGAGGGAGAACGCGGCUGUCCUGAACGAGUGCCUGAAACCUCUGUGCCACCGGACAGUGGAGGCGUUUAGACAGGCACUGAACGCACUGGGACUGACCUGCCCCUUCUACCUCACCCAGAACGACGGAACGUUAAUCAGUGCAGAGCAGACGUUAGAGUUCCCCGUGCGCACGUUUGCGUCCGGACCCACCAACAGCAUGAGGGGGGCAGCCUUUCUGUCAGGUGUUGAAGAUGCUGUCGUGAUUGACAUCGGAGGGACCACGUCUGACGUGGGCUGUCUCAUGGGAGGAUUUCCUCGACAGGCGUCGACCAGGGUUAAGGUUGCAGGAGUCAGCACAAACUUCCGCAUGCCCGACGUCCUGAGCAUUGGGCUGGGAGGGGGGUCCAUCAUCAGACAGACGGACGGGAAAAAUCAGUUCACAGUGCAGGUUGGUCCCACCAGUACGGGGUACGGGCUGGUUCGGGAGGGUCUGGUGUUCGGAGGCGCCACCCUCACAGCUACCGACGUGGCCGUGGCUGCCGGGCUGGCCGACCUGGGCGACCCCGGUCAUGUGACCGGUCUGGACCGGGUGCUGGUGCGGCAGGCGGUGGACAGGAUUCACCAGAUGGUCGAGGAGGCCAUCGAUCAGGUCAAGCUGAGUGGUGAGGAUCAGCCCAUUCUGCUGGUGGGGGGUGGCACCAUACUGGUGGAUGGGAAGAGAAACAUCAGCGGAGCAUCAAGUGUUCAGAAACCUCAGCAUUACCAGGUAGCUAAUGCCGUUGGGGCAGCGCUGGGCCAGGUGAGCGGGACGGUGGACCGGGUGGUGAACCUGGCACAGACGACUCGGGACCAGGCCAUCAGCAGGGCGAAGGCGGACGCUGCUCGGCAGGCAGUGGCGGCCGGCGCAGUGGACAGCUCUGUGGAGAUUGCAGAAGUGCAUGAGGUCCCCCUAGCGUACCUGCCUGGAAAUGCAACCAAGGUCACCGUGAAGGCAGUGGGGACCCUGAAGGACAGACACACCGGUGAGGGGACCGACCUUGCUGGCAUCAGCAGUUCUAGAUCUGGUACCAUGGCAACGGAGCAACAAACGGCAGAGGGAGAUGCAACAAAGGGCCAUGGAGGACCAAGUGCUGUGGAGGAGCCUGUCUGGAUCGGUUUGAGUGGGAGCUCGAACUAA